UUGCCAAACAAUGGGCAGGAAAAAGCCACGUUGACGAAGUCGACAGAAGUGUGCGUUAAUUUUAGCCAGGAAACUGAAGGAUUUUUUUUUAUUUUGAAGACAACGAAGCAACUCUUUGGAAGAAGCGCUUGACAGCAACCAUGUCAUCGCCGCCCAAAGAGAAAAUCGAGACCAAAGCUGGACAUCUUCCUGCUGUGAAAGCAGGAGGCAUGCGGAUAGUUCAGAAGCACCAGUCUGGAAAUGAUGUGCCAGACAAGAAGAAUGACAAAGACAGUAAAGAAUAUGAGACUGAGAUCCCACCAAAGCUACCUGUUGUGGUCUCAGGAGUUGUCACUAAGGGGGAUAAAGACUUCACCCCUGCUGCUGCCCAGGUGGCCCAUCAGAAACCUGUGCCUGCGGUACAGAAGCUGCCCGGGGCCCACCACAUCAACCAGCACAUCCACCAACCCCGGAAGUGAGCCUUACACAACUCUAGACCACCCCGGCCCCCCGCACAGGGCCAGGUCCACACCACCCCAAACACCUGCUCAGGUUGCCAGGGAUCUCUUGCCGUCAAGCAUUCCGUACGCCCCCCUCCCCCUUCCGUCUGUGCCUGCAAGUGUCCUGUUUCCACCAGUAUCAUGACACGUGUUCCUCUUCCUGUUUUUUACCUGUAGAUCAUUGCAACACUAAAAUUGAAAGCUCCAUUGCAAAUCACUGAUCAGAAACAUGUUAAUUAUGUGCAUUCAUGUCAUGAGGGGAUGCAUGGAGCUGUUUUAUUUUGUUUUAAUUUUGUCUUACAUGAAUAGUUCCAGAGAUGUAAAUUGUAUAAAUCU
This is a messenger RNA of Onychostoma macrolepis, 815 nucleotides long. RefSeq names its product death-associated protein (gene dap). Gene Ontology annotation, molecular function: death domain binding. Bases 141 to 458 code for a protein of 105 amino acids. The record is from RefSeq and is a predicted model, not a curated record. Lineage: Eukaryota; Metazoa; Chordata; Actinopteri; Cypriniformes; Cyprinidae. The transcript has 4 exons. Gene Ontology annotation, biological process: cellular response to amino acid starvation; apoptotic signaling pathway; negative regulation of autophagy.